Oncorhynchus gorbuscha (pink salmon) is the source of this 2027-nucleotide messenger RNA. It is a transcript of the gene cyp24a1, whose product is annotated as 1,25-dihydroxyvitamin D(3) 24-hydroxylase, mitochondrial. The transcript is spliced from 12 exons. Bases 1 to 1551 code for a protein of 516 amino acids. NCBI's taxonomy places the organism in Eukaryota, Metazoa, Chordata, Actinopteri, Salmoniformes, Salmonidae. Gene Ontology annotation, molecular function: oxidoreductase activity, acting on paired donors, with incorporation or reduction of molecular oxygen; iron ion binding; heme binding. The record is from RefSeq and is a predicted model, not a curated record. Gene Ontology annotation, biological process: cortisol metabolic process; C21-steroid hormone biosynthetic process; cellular response to peptide hormone stimulus. Gene Ontology annotation, cellular component: mitochondrial inner membrane.
AUGAGGGCACAAAUCCAAAAGGUAAAACAGAUAGUCGAAUUGUUAAAGAAGAAGACGGUUGGGUUGCAGCACUACAAGCCAACGUCUUCAGUGUCCAGGACGGACCCGAAGGAUUCUGAGGAGGUUGCGCCUUGUGGACAAAGUCUUCCCUUGCAAACUCAGAGCCUUUAUUCGAUACCUGGACCCACCAAUUGGCCCUUAUUUGGCAGUUUGAUAGAACUACUCCGCAAAGGAGGGCUGCAAAGACAACAUGAUGCAUUGAUUGAUUACCAUAAGAAAUUCGGCAAGAUUUUCCGGAUGAAACUCGGCUCAUUUGAAUCGGUCCAUAUUGGCGCACCUUGCUUGCUGGAAACGCUCUACAGAAAUGAGAGCGUUUACCCGCAGCGUCUGGAGAUUAAACCCUGGAAAGCCUACCGAGACUUCAGAGACGAGGCAUAUGGACUUCUAAUUCUGGAAGGGAAAGACUGGCAGAGGAUGAGAAGCGCAUUUCAGCAGAAAUUGAUGAAACCCACCGAAGUCGCGAAACUUGAUGGAAAAAUAAAUCAGGUGUUGUCGGAUUUCGUUAGUAGAAUUGGACAAGUGACUGACAAUGGACGAUUUGAGGACUUGGACUUCGAAUUUAAUAAAUGGUCAAUGGAGACCAUUUGCUUAGUGCUCUAUGACAAAAGAUUCGGACUUCUGCAUGACAACGUCAACGAGGAGGCUAUGACCUUUAUCAUGUCCAUAAAAACAAUGAUGAGCACAUUUGGCAUAAUGAUGGUCACGCCAGUGGAGCUCCACAAAAAACUGAACACCAAAACGUGGCAGGCCCACACUAUGGCAUGGGACCGUAUAUUCAGCAUAGCCAAAGUCUACAUAGACAAGAAGAUAAAGCACCACACAGAGACAACGGGGCCCAGUGACGACUUUCUGGGUGACAUCUACCGCCACAGUCACCUGUCCAAGAAGGAGCUGUACGCCGCCAUCACAGAGCUCCAGAUUGGAGGAGUGGAGACGACUGCCAACAGCUUGCUGUGGGCUAUUUUCAACCUCUCCCGUAACCCAUGUGCUCAGGGGAAGCUGCUCCAGGAAAUUAGAGAAGUUCUUCCUGCCAAUCAGACUCCCAGGGCUGAGCACCUCCAGAGAAUGCCCUACCUCAAGGCCUGCCUCAAGGAGUCCAUGAGGUUAUUGCCGUCAGUUCCCUUCACGAGUCGGACCUUAGACAAAGACACUGUGUUGGGGGAUUACUCCAUUCCCAAGGGGACAGUGUUGAUGAUCAACAGCCAUGCUCUCGGUGCCAAUGAGGAGUACUUUGAGCACAGUAGCUUAUUUAAGCCAGAGCGUUGGUUAAGAGAAAGCAGACCCAUCAACCCCUUUGCCCAUGUGCCAUUUGGCAUUGGGAAGAGGAUGUGCAUUGGGCGGCGUCUGGCAGAGCUACAGCUGCAGUUGGCACUCUGCUGGGUGGUCAGGGAUUAUGAAGUUGUGGCGACAGAUUGUGAACCAGUUGAUGUUAUCCAUUCCGGGAUGCUAGUUCCCAACCGUGAACUCCCUGUGGCAUUCAUCAGACGAUGAGAUCAAAUACAGCCCAUUUGGACUUCACAACAGGGAGAUGAGUUGUGGGCCUGAACGUCCCGAGAGACUCCACAUAUUGCUGCUCUGUAAAUAACAAUGAACUAUUUCAGAUAUAAAUAUGUAUUUAUGUAGUCCUGUCCAAUAUACCUCAAACUAAUAUUAAAUAUAUUUAAACAAUUAAAUAUGACAGUUUACUUGUUGAUCACUGUCACUUGUACGAUACAGCAGCUGUACUUACUGCCCACUAAUCUUGCACAACUGUUCUUGUGUCAAAUAUAUUCAUGAAAUGAUGACUUUUGUAUACGUUGUGUUCUUAUGGUAAAUUCUAUACAUGUAAAAAGUCUACUUGUGUUUCUUUUCAUUGUGUAUAAAGUGCAAUUAUAGUGUCAACAUGAUGUAGGCCUACAUGGAACACUAGUAGUUCUUAGAAUAUAUUCAUACAAUUCUUUAUAUAUUUAAUCCACUUUCUGAUUUUG